Equus quagga is the source of this 6352-nucleotide messenger RNA. RefSeq names its product chromosome 6 C9orf85 homolog (gene C6H9orf85). Lineage: Eukaryota; Metazoa; Chordata; Mammalia; Perissodactyla; Equidae. The transcript is spliced from 4 exons. Bases 771 to 1244 code for a protein of 157 amino acids. The record is from RefSeq and is a predicted model, not a curated record.
CCGCCGUCGGCUGCUCUCGGGCCUCACGUCCUGCGAGGCCGUGGUCGCCGCCGCCGCCGCCGCCACCUCCCUUUCUGGCACCGCAGACACCACCGAGAGCCAGCCAGGUCUUUCUCCUCUUUAAUGCUCCCUGCGCUGCUCCUCCUCAGCCUGCCCGCCGCGCCGCUCGCUCUCGAGGCGGGAGGGAGGGGAAGGGAAUCGAGGGGGCGAACAGAGCCCUCCAAGCCAGGAGUUGGUCACUGACUGGAGGAAGGUGCCAAACCUGACCCGGGCUCCAGCCUGAGAGCGGGCCGGGGGCGGGUCGCAGCCCCGCUUAGUCCAACCUCCACCAAUCACAAGCCGCGCAGAGGAGUCGGGCGCCAGGAGAGGCUGAGCUGAGUCGGCAAGAGGCGGGGAUUGCGGAAAAGAAGAGCCAAUAGAAGCAAAAGCUCCCCGCCCCUCCGCCUUGAUGGACUGCCACGUUCGGACCAAUGGGGGAAUUCUCGCUUCGGAGAAAGCGGGAUUUACACGCCGGGUUUGAGAGGGAGGCUGUGCGGAGGGGGAGGGGUCGAGGCUGGGCCGCGUGGAAGAACCUUGAUGGAACUGAGAGGCAGGACGGUGUCCUUUCACCUCCGCGCGGAGUCACGUGGGCUGAGGGGGCGGGGACGGAAAGGCUAGAUGAGUUCCUUCCGGGUCAGUGACAGAAGCGUCAACUUCGUGGGGUAGUUGCUGGCGUUUUGGUCUCCCCUGCAUCUUCCUUUGUCCAGCGCGAACUUAUUGUGGUUCCGGCGAUGAGCUCCCAGAAAGGGAACGUGACUCGUUCCAGGCCUCAGAGGCACCAGAAUACGUUUAGCUUCAAAAAUGACAAGUUUGAUAAGAGUGUUCAGACCAAGAAAAUUAAUGCAAAACUUCAUGAUGGAGUAUGUCAACGGUGCAAAGAAGUUCUAGAAUGGCGUGUGAAAUACAGCAAAUACAAACCAUUGUCAAAGCCUAAAAAAUGUGUUAAAUGUUUACAAAAGACAGUGAAGGAUUCUUAUCAUAUAAUGUGUAGACCAUGUGCCUGUGAACUUGAUGUUUGCGCAAAAUGUGGAAAGAAAGAAGACAUUGUUAUUCCGUUUAACAAAGAAAAAGAAAAAACAGAAAAUUUUGAAAAUAAUCUAUGUUCUAACCAUCAAAGAAGCUGCAGAAGAAACGAAGAAAGUGAUGAUGAUUUAGAUUUUGAUAUUGAUUUAGAUGACGCAGAAGAUGGCAAUCAAGCGGAUUAACAUAACUAUACUAAAGUCAGUUUGAAAACAUGAAAUUCUAAACAACUUUGGACUUUGAGGGUUUUACAAAAAAGUACUGUGAAAUCCUAAUGAGGAAAUCAUAAAAACCUGUAGAAAAUAGGCAAAACUUAUACAGGGACAAUAUAAAUUAUGUAUGAUAUUUGAAUAAUUAUAAAGCUUUUACCCAGAGUUUUCCUAUAAUAAAUUUUAAAGUAGCAUAUGCUAGAAUAUCUGCCAAAAUUAGUAUGGGUUUAGCAUUUUGCAGUUCGUGGAAAUUAUUUAGAAUUUACAUAUACUACCUAUAUCAAACUAAGUAAGAUUCAGAAUUGAUGAUUGUGUAAGAACUAUCUCAUGGAAAAAUCAGAUGACAUUAUUAUAUUGCUAGCCUCAAAAACUGGUCCUCAGUAACUACCUUUUGAUAAAUUGAUCUCGAGUAAAUGGCCCACAUAAGAAAAGCCCGCCUACUUAUGUUUGCUUGUUAUAAAGCGAAAAGUUUAUUAUAAUAUUUAACAACUGUAUAGCAAUUUUUCAUUGGAAGUAUUUUUUUAUAUCUUAUGACAUUUUUUACCUUUUUUGUCUUGUGAAAUAUACAUACAGAAAAAAUGCAUAAAAUAUAUAUGUAUAUUUAAUAAAUAAUUAUUUAAAAAGUCAUACAUCUAUCACCUAGAUGAAGAAACUAUUCCUAAACGCUAUAAAUUAGCUUUGUCUUAUUUUUGAACUCUUUUCUCUUUUUCUUUUAAUCUCAAACCUAAAGAAAAGUACCAAAUAGUACAAUGAAUCUUUGUAUACUCUUCACCUAGGUUGAUGAUUGUUAACAUUUUUCCACGUUUUCUUUAUAUCACAGUAGAUGGGUCUAGAUAUAUAUUUUAUUUACUGAACCAUUUGAAAAUAAGUAGCUGGCAUUGGUUUUGAAUUUUAUAUGAACAGACCUAUACUAUGCAUGUUAUUUUCUCUCUUCUUUAUUUCAUUAUUAUGAAAUUUGUGAAAUUGAUCCAUGUUGUUGCAAGAGCUCUAAUUUGUUCAUUUUACAUUACUGUGUUUUAUUCCGUUGUAUUUACAUACUAAUUACAUACAUUAGAGAGGAUAAGUUGACUUAUCCUCUCUAAUGUUAAGGGACGAUUGAGUUAUCUCAAAUUUUCUUGUUACAACCAAUAGUGCUAUGCACAUUAGUAUAUCUGUUUCUUGGUACACAUAUCUUAUUUCUUGGUACACAUUUCUGUUAGAUGUAUGUCCAGCAGUGGUAGAGGACAUCAGGUAUAUGCAUCUGCAGUAUUACUCUAUAAUGCCCAACUAUCUUUCCAGAAAGAUUGUUCUCUCCCUUCCCCACAGCAAUAUAUAUAUAUGAGAAUUCCAGUGCUCUGCAUCCUUUCCAACACUUCAUAUCAGACUUUUUAAUUUCUGUCAAUUUUAUAUGUAUGCUACAUAUAUCUUUGUCUUAUUAAUUUGUAUUUCCCUAAUUACUAAUAGGCUUAAGCCCCUUUUAAUGUUUAUUGACCAUGUGGUUUUUGGAUAAUAGAAGAUAUUAAUGAAUUGUUUUGGUGAAGUUUAAUAAUAUUACUUAAGAAAUGCAUACUGAAAUAUUUGAGUGUAAUAGCAAUUUAAGAUAUUUCAGCAUAAAAAAGUAAAGACACAGAUAGCAUUUUAGUGGCACCAAAAAUAAGUUACCUAGGAGUAAAUUUAAAAAAUACUCAAGAACUUUAUACACAAAAAUAUAGAAUCUUAUCAAGAUCCAAAGUGGAGACAUAAAUAGAGAAAGAUAAAAAUAAAUGGGGAGAGAUACUGUGUUCGUGAUGUGGAAGUCUCAAUAUUCUAAGCUUACAGACUUACAGAAAGUUUCUCUCCCAUAAAUUUAUGUGGCUUUCCUUUUUGCAUAUAAGUUUAUUUUCUAGACUAUAACUUUUGCAGUUGAAGAGCCAACUAAAUUAUUAUUAGACCUACCAUAAAUUCUUUGCCAUUUGAAUGAGUUAUAAGUCCUCAGAUAACCUUACCAGAAGAGAGAUUUAACAAAGAGCAUCACCUAGUGACAUAUACUAAUAUCUGCAUUUCGUCCUUUAGUGCUAAGACAAGUUGUUUUGUUUUGUUUUUUAAGAAGACUUAAAUUUAAUUGUUAUGUUUAGUUCAUUUAUAUUUCUUUAUGAAUUAUCCUUUCUAAUCUAAAAAUUACUUUUUUAUUGGAGCUCAGCAUGGAUCUAAAUCCUGGCUCUGUCACUUACUAGCUGUAUGACUUGGUACAAUUUAACUUUCUGUGCUUUGGUUUUCAUGAGAUUGAUAGAAGGAUUAAAUGCAUUAAUACGUAAAAUGCUUAGAACUUAUGAGAGCACCACAGAACUGAUAUUAUUAUUGCUCCUAUGUGAUUAUAUAUAUAUAAAUUAAUUAGUCAUUAUUAAUUAGUAAUGAAGACAUGAAUUUGUUUGCCUACAUUCUGAAAAAGAAGAGUUAUAUAUGGAUUCCAUAUAUAUAUGGAAUAUAUAUAGAAUCCUGUUACUUGCUCAUGCUAUCUGGUUCCAGAGUCUGAUUUUUAACUACUGCACAAUAGUGCUGCCACUCUGUCAUAUGUCAAAAGCAUUUCUAUAGGUAAAUAGAGAAAAAACUUUAUUAGAUGGGGGACAUGGCAUGAACAAGUUAUUGGUGACUAAAAAGGCUUGGAAUAAUAAUGGAAAUAAUAUAGUAAUAGCUAACAUUCUUAUUUCAUUUGUUCAACGAAUAAUCAUUGAGCACCUAUGUGGGCAAGGCACUGUUCAAGAUACUUGGGGUACAACAAUGAAGAAAGCAGAGAUCCAUAUCCUUUCAGAGAUUACCUUUUAGUGGGUAGAGACAGACCGUAAACAAUAAACACAGUAACUAAAUUAUAUGUUAGAAAGUAAAAAGGGCUAUGGGAAAAAAUAAGGCAUUGUAGGAUAGUUGGGAGUCUGAGGGCAUGGAUGGGGUGGGGAUGAGCGUGUACACGUGGGGAGGAAGUGGGCUAUGAUUUUUUAAUAAGGUGUCCAGGGGGACAUGUUGGGGAAGAAUGUUCCAGGCAGAGGCAAAAAGGCACAGCAAGGCCUCUGAAGCAAGAUUGUGCCAGGUGUGUUCAAGAACAGCAAGGAAAGCAGCAGUUAAGUUGGAGAGUCCCAAGAGAGAAGAUCAGGGAAGUAAUGGAAGGCCAGCUCAUGUGAAACCUGCUUUUAAGAUGUUUUUACUUUAUCUUUGGUUUUCAGCCACUUGACUAUGAUUUCUAAGGUGUGAAUAUCUUAUUUAUGCUAUUUAAGAUUUUCUCAGUUCCUCCAAUCUGUUGGUCCAUGUCCUUAAACAGAUUUGGAAAAAUGUUCAGCAUUGUUUCUUCAAAUAGUGCUUUUCCUAUUCUCUCCUCUCCUUCCAGCUCUCCAGUUACACGUUAGACCCUUUUGACUGUGUCCCGUGUCUUUCUCCUGCUCUGCUGUCUUUUUUCCAUUCAUUUUUUCCUUUCUGUGCUUCAUUUUGUGUGUUUUCUAUUGGCCUUUCUUGGCAUUUGUUAAUUCUGUCUUCUGAAUAAAUAGGAUUAAUGUGUUCAGUCUGCUUUUAAACCCAUCUAAUAAAUUCUUAAUUUCUCAUACUAAAUUUUGCAGUUCUAAAAUGUCCAUUUGAUUCUUUUUUAAUAGAUUAUAGUUCUGUUGAAAUAUUCCAUGUUACCUAUCUUAUGUGUCUUUUUCUCUAUUUUCUUAGACAUUUUAAUCACAGUUAUUUUGAAGUCCUUGUUCACUUUUGUUUGCUUUUAUUGAUUAUUUCCUGAUUAUGGGUCAUUUUCCCCUGCUUUGCUCAUCUAAUUUUUAUUGUAUGCUAGAAAUUGUGGAUGACACAUUAUAGAGGCUUCCUCUAAAAACUAAAUUUGUGCAGGUCACCUUGAUUCUGUCAAAUCUUAGUUUUAGGCUUUGUUGGGGUGAUCUAUUUCAGUUUCACAUUUAUUUCUAGAAUUCCUUAUUCCUAUCUCUUAGUCUUCAAGUAUUGUCUUUAUUCCUAGAUGUGUAUUUUCUGGGGUCUUAACUUGUUGCCAAGAGUGUUCACCCAGGUAUCUCCACUCUGGGUGAGCCCAUCCUCCUGCACUGUGUGACCUCUGAGGUCUGACUAGCUCCAAGCCACUCGGCUGCUGUUCUCUGCUAGGACUCCUGGGGUUGUGCCCUGUGUGUGCAGCUUAGGAGACUAAGGAGUGACAGAGAAGUAGGAGGAGAACCAAGAAAGGGUGUCCUGGAAGGCAAGGGGCGCAUGUAUUGAGUGCUCACUGUAUCCUGGCCCAGCUCUAAACUAAGGUCUUUUGCGAUAAGCACAUUUGAAUGUUCAUUCUGGCCCUGUGUAGUGACAACUAUCAUGAUCCAUGUUUACAGAUGAGAAAGCGAGAUGAAGUAAUUUGGCAUACAGCCAAAAAGUGUCAGGCCCAGGUUUUGAACCUAUACAAGCAUCUGAUCCCAGAACCUCUUCUGCAUGUUAGAGUUAGUAUGCAUAAGAAUAAUAUGUGAGUCGCUGACUGAUAACGCCACUAUAUUCCAUACUCACAGUCAGUCCCUCUGCCAUGCUUUCAUAUUCCCUUAUUUCAGACAAUUUAGAGCUUGUUCCUUUUUUUUUCUGAAGAACUUUUGGGUUCCAGCAUCACUGGAGAGUGCUUAGGCUUUUAGCCACUGCUUAUGCACCUGAAUUGAAUGACUUUUUCUUACUCACCCUGUGACUCUUUAUUUCCACAUAUGAAUCAUAAUACCGUAAUCUUUCUAAUUAGAUGAUGUCACUUUAUUGUGAGAACUUGCAUAAUAGACGGAAUAUAAGUGUUUACCAGCAAUUCUGGAUAUAUCUAGGAGCUGUACUGGGAAGGUAAGUUGUAGUGAUUAACUCCUAAUACAGUAAUAAUAUUAGAAGAAGAAAAAGAAAGGUGUUACUUGGUGCUUAACAUACAUUUGUUACUCAGGUAGCAUAAAGAGCGCUGCUCUGAGUCAGUAUUCUCCAUCUUUCAGGUGAGUCAGCUGAGGCUCAAAGGUUGAGUCACUUGCCAAAAUCCGAAAAGACAGUAAUACAUCUGAGAUUCAAACCAAGUCUAUAUGGCUCCAAAGCCUAUCUUAUUGCAACUACAUUUAUGCAAAAUUACAAAUGGUCCAGGUUCCUAAGCA